UGAGAUGACAGCGGGUAAUUAGGAAUUAAGAUGAAUAUUCUGUUUUUCGUAAGUCUUCUUUCCUUAUCAUGUGCAUUUCCGUCCCAGUCCAGGAAACAAAAAAUACAGGACUCUGUAACUCAAGAAUUAGUGCCAAUUCAGAUAUUACUCACACAAGACCAUACUCGAAGAAAACGAUCGACAAAUACAUUUCCGGAUAAACUCCUCUUUAAAUUCACCACCAGUGAUGGCGAUGUGCGGUUGGAUCUGACCAGAAAUGAUUUGGUCAAAGUUCCUCCAGUUCUCUUGUGGACUGGCGGACGAGUGGUCAAUGACACAACCUUUAACUUACAGAGAGAUUUUGCCUUGUAUCAAGGCACUGAAAUGGGAGCCAACGCGCUGGUGCGUUUUCCUGAAGACGACUAUACAAGGUUUGAAUUGCAUGCAAACUAUAUCAUUGGGACUGAUUUUUACUCCAUUGAACCGGUGACGUCCAGAACGAGGCGGUCUGUAAAGAUCGUGGAACCCCCGUUCUCCAAGACCACCCCUCAUCCUGCAACUAUCCGGAUCCACAAUGUACUAAGACUGGAAAAGGAUUCCCUCGACUUCGGGAACGAUAUGUUUAUUAUUGAGAACGAACCAUCUCCGUCGGAGGGACUGAGGCCACAGAGGGUGAUGGAAGGUUCCAGUACUACACCCCAGACACUAGGGCCAUUUAUCAUAGAUCCAGGCAUGGGUAUCAAUACAAGGAAAAGAAGAGAAAGCAAUGAGAAUCACAGUCAGAACAAAAGAAGUACUAACCAGUUGUAUGUGGAAUACUUAGUGUGUGUAGACUACGCCAACUUCAUCAUAUGGAAGUCCAUGUCAAAUGCAACCAAUGAAGACCAAAGAAAUGAAGAAGCCAAAAACGCAAUAACCAAAUACUAUCUCUAUCUUGUAAAUGGGAUAGACACCCGAUUUAAGACGGCUCAGACCCCUCAAGGCGACUUACGUGUAGCUAUAGCUGGAAUUGUACUGGCAAUGGACCAGAAAUCGUCCAACUGGACAGAGAACAAUGUGAUUAGUGGGAAUAAGGUAUAUGAUGGGAAUACCUUGAUGGAUUUCGCCAUUUGGUCGAAUGCCCAAAAGUCUGUGUUACCCAGACACGACCAUGCUGCCUUAUACACGGGAUAUAAUCUGGCAGAAACGUCCACGGAUGAUAGAACUAUAGGUAUUGCCUAUCUGUCCAGAGUGUGCAAUUCUUACGCAGCAUCCGUUAAUGAGGAAACAUUCAACGCUAUCGCAAUUCACAUUGGUGCUCAUGAGCUUGGUCACAGUAUUGGUGCAUCACAUGACACAGGGGCGUGUCCUUCCAGUAAUUUUAAUUUGAUGGCGGGUAUUUUACCAAAUCCCGCCAAUCUUAGUCCUGACAUGGCGCUGAACACGUACAAAUUCUCGGCUUGCUCGAGAGCAGCAAUUGGAACCUACGUUAGCGGUUUGCUUGAAAAUUGUUUGAGUAACAUACCACCGUAUUUGGAUGUGGUCACCCGAGAGAGCCAAGCCUUUACAGCAGACGAACAAUGUGCAAUGACAUAUGCGCCAUCUGUUGGUUCCACAGUCUGUCGGGAGACGUAUACUGGAACUAUACUCAAGUGGUCAGAGAUUUGUCACAAACUUCGGUGUCGUAUUCCCGGAAGUACUUCAUGUUCCGCCCAUUUUACGUUUGAUGGAACCCCGUGUGGUAACUACAAGUGGUGCCAACUAGGACAGUGUGUCAGUUCUACAAAAGCUCUGGAUGUGCCAGAUAACUGCCCACUUGGUGAUGAUCCUAGCUAUAACUGUGAUGCCUCUCUGUGUAGUCAGUACUCGCAAAAUGUCCGAGAGGGAAGCUGCUGUCACACUUGUUUAAUAGGAACUACAACAACUAAUAUGCCGACGACGACAACAACACCGAUCACAACAACGCUGACUAAAGCUACAACGACGACACCUACAACCACAACGAUUACAACAACAACGUCGAUUACAACAACGACAACAAAACCGACAACAACAACAACUCUGACUAAAACAACAACACCAACCACCACAACGCCAACAAUAACAUCACCAAAAACAACAACAACAGCAACUACAAACACAGUGACACCAAAAAUGACACUGAUUUCAACAACAACACAGACAACAACAACGCCGACCACAACAACACCUAUAAGAACAACUUCGUCGACGACAACACCAACAACAACGCCCACCACAACCCCAACUACAACAACACCUACAACAACAUCGAUAUCGACGACAACAUCAGCUACUUCAGCAUCUACAACAACAACGUCGAUAUCGACGACAACAUCAACUACAACGAUAAAACCAACCACAACACCUGCCACAACUACGUCAACUACAACAACACCAAGUACGACGCCCACUACAACAAUUAUGCCAACUACAACACCUAUAAUCACAACAACGACAACACCGAUAACAAUGACAAAACCAACCACAACAACACCUGCAAACACAUCAAUGCCAACCAUGACACCAUUAACCACAACUCUACCAACUCUGACUACUACAAUGGUAACACCAACAACAGUGCAAACUACUACACCAUCAUCAACAACAACAAUGACCACAAAGCCAACUACAACAAUGACAGCAACACCGACUACAUCUCCAAAAACUACAAUGACAACAAAUGAAUCACCAACACAGACAACAAUGCCAACCACAACAACACCAAUGACAACUAUGCUGACUUCAACAACACUGGCACCUACAACAUCGACUACAACAACUAAACCUACAACAACACUGCAGACAACAACUCCAACCAUAACAAGAACUACUACAAUACUGACCACAACAUCACCACUCACAACACCGAAGACAACAACAACACUGACCAUGACAAAAAAACCUACAACAUCAAUUUCAUCAACUCAGACCACAUCAACACCCACAACUACACCAUCCAAAGCACCAACCACAAUAUUGCAGACCACAACAACAAUGAAAACUUCUACAACAUCACCAACACCAAUAACACAAACCACUGAAAAAACUCCAACUACAUCAACACCGACGACAACAACAACACCUACCAGUACAACCACAAAAACCACAAUGACAUCAACUGCAAUACCUACCAACACAGUAUUAACUACAGCAGCUACUACAACAACAUCAACAACUACCACAACAACACCGACAACAACAACUACCACAAUACCAACUACCACAACAAUAACUACCACAACAACACCAACCACAACAACAUCAGCAACAACAUCAACACCUCCCACAACAACAUCAGCACCUACCACAAAGAUCACAACAAAACCAACCACUACAACAACACCAAUCACGAUGACUUCACCUAUAACAAAGACGCCAAAAACAACUUUUUCAGCAACUUCAACAGAUCAACGAACAAUGAUCAGUCCCACAACUUUUAUACCAACAUUACAAACAACAAAACAGACAACUAUUGAAACAACAACAGACAGUAGUGAUGAUGUGAUAAUCAAUUUUAUGCAGCAAGCAAACUUCUAUCAUUUAACAAAAAUAGCUUUAUUUCAAGCUCUUGUAGCCAACAUUGUGUAAUUUAUAAACUUACUUCCAUCAUCAGUCUACACACAUUU
Molecule: messenger RNA, 3605 nt
Organism: Saccostrea echinata
Lineage: Eukaryota; Metazoa; Mollusca; Bivalvia; Ostreida; Ostreidae
Product: mucin-2-like
Exons: 18
Coding region: 31-3567 (1178 amino acids)
Biological process (GO): proteolysis
Molecular function (GO): metalloendopeptidase activity
Source: RefSeq, a predicted model, not a curated record